Messenger RNA from Diospyros lotus (date-plum), 1528 nucleotides. Its product is annotated as trans-resveratrol di-O-methyltransferase-like. The coding region runs from base 175 to 1281 and encodes 368 amino acids. Gene Ontology annotation, molecular function: O-methyltransferase activity; protein dimerization activity; S-adenosylmethionine-dependent methyltransferase activity. Gene Ontology annotation, biological process: methylation. The record is from RefSeq and is a predicted model, not a curated record. The transcript has 2 exons. Lineage: Eukaryota; Viridiplantae; Streptophyta; Magnoliopsida; Ericales; Ebenaceae.
AGCUGAAUGAUUGAUGCAUCUUCUUUCCUUUUCCUCUUCAUUUUCUUUCUCUUUCUCUCCUGCCAAACGUAAAUGAAAGCAAUCUCACUGCGUGCAGAAUAUAUACACAUACAUAUACACGUCCCGAAUGUUCAGAGCCAUUCAGCACAAACUAAAUCACAUCAAUCUUAAGAAAUGGCCAUGAAUGGCGAAGAGAGAAUUGGCACUGCUGAUGAGCUUCUCCGUGCGCAUGCUCACGUCUGGAACCAUACCUACGCUUUCAUAAGCUCAGCCUGUCUGAAAUGUGCAGUUCAGCUGGGCAUACCAGACAUUAUUCACCGCCAUGGCCAACCCAUGAAGCUCUCCCAGCUGGUUGCUUCUCUUCCUGCUCUCAACCCCUCCAAAUCCCACUGCAUCCGUCGCCUCAUGCGCCUGCUAGCUCACGAUGGGUUCUUCGUUGAGCUGAAAGCCGCCACCGGACAGGAGGAAGAAGCCGAGUACACGCUCACGCCGGCCUCCCAUCUCCUCCUGACGACUACACCUGCGAGCGUGUCGCCUUUCGUGCUCUUGGCUCUCGAUCCUCUCAUCGUAAAGCCAUGGAAUUGGCUGACUCCAUGGCUGGGGAACGACGAUCCCACCCCGUUCCUGACGGCGAAUGGACGGACGCUUUGGGAUUACGCUGGCCAGAACCCCGCCUUUAACAGUCUUUUCAACGAGGGCAUGGAGAGUGAUGCGCGUAUGGUGGCGUCUGUGGUGAUCGAAGAGUGCAGAGGAGCCUUCGAGGGGCUGAGCUCGUUGGUCGAUGUGGGAGGCGGCACCGGGACGAUGGCUAAGGCCAUUGCGGAGGCAUUCCCAGAGAUGAAGUGCACUGUGCUUGAUCUUCCUCAAGUUGUUGACAAGCUGCCAGGGAGAAAGAACUUGUUCUUCACUCCUGGAAACAUGUUUGAGGUCAUCCCCCCUGCCAAUGCAAUUUUACUCAAGUGGAUAUUGCACGAUUGGGGCGAUGAAGAUUGUGUGAAAAUACUAAGGCAUUGUAGAGAGGCCAUUCCAAGUGGACAGGAAGGAGGAAAAGUUAUUAUCAUCGACAUGGUGGUGGGACACCAAAAGCUAGAAGAAGCAAAUGCAAAUGAUGACAAGUCCACCCAAACACAGCUCUUCUUUGAUAUGUUAAUGAUGGUGUUGUUCUCUGCAAAGGAAAGAACAGAAAAAGAGUGGGCAUACUUAUUCUCCGCAGCUGGAUUUAGUGACUACAAGAUAAACCAUACUUUAGGUUUACGAUCUCUCAUUGAGGUUUAUCCAUGAUAAAUGAUUUCUAGUGUCAUGAAACUAAAUUAUAUAUUCGUCUAAGACCUUUAUAUAUAGGGGACAUAAAGUAUCAAUCUCAAUAAAUUGUUUCAAACAUUUGAUGCAUUAGUAACUAGUGAUAUAUAGAUAUAAUAUCUAAUGUUUACUAGAUUUAGUAAACAUGUAUUUUUGUAUCUUGCAUGACAAGCUUGUUGUCCGGCUAAAUUCUAUCCCGCAAGUGGACGGAUCGUGACAAGUAAUAUAG